This is a messenger RNA of Helianthus annuus (common sunflower), 1983 nucleotides long. RefSeq names its product protein NRT1/ PTR FAMILY 5.6. Gene Ontology annotation, cellular component: membrane. Bases 25 to 1797 code for a protein of 590 amino acids. The record is from RefSeq and is a predicted model, not a curated record. Gene Ontology annotation, biological process: transmembrane transport; dipeptide transport. NCBI's taxonomy places the organism in Eukaryota, Viridiplantae, Streptophyta, Magnoliopsida, Asterales, Asteraceae. Gene Ontology annotation, molecular function: tripeptide transmembrane transporter activity; dipeptide transmembrane transporter activity. The transcript has 4 exons.
AGACAUACUUUGCAAGUGAUACAUAUGGAGCAUCUUGAAAAGGGUCAAAUAGAAGUUGAUGAACAAAAAUGGGUUUAUGAUUCUUCGGUUGAUCAUAGAGGUCGAACACCUCUUCGCGCUUCCACCGGGGCGUGGAAAGCGUCCUCGUUUAUCAUCGUAAUUGAGUUUGCGGAGAGGUUAAGUUACUUCGGAAUAGCAACAAGUUUAAUCAUAUAUCUUACAAAAGUUCUCCAUCAAGACGUGAAGACAUCGGCUAAGAGUGCUAACCAAUGGAUCGGUGUAACAACUCUAAUGCCCCUUUUUGGAGGCUUUCUAGCCGAUGCAUACUUGGGACGUUUCUACACUGUUCUUUUAUCGUCAGUUAUCUAUCUAAUGGGUUUGCUUCUUCUGAUGAUGUCUAGCAUGAUUCCGAACUUAAAACCGUGUGCGAGUAAUGGGAUUUGUUUAGAACCAAGGAAGAUUCACGAAAUAGUGUUCUUUGUUGCAAUAUAUUUAGUAUCUGUGGGCACGGGUGGCCACAAACCGUCUUUAGAAAGUUUUGGAGCCGAUCAGUUUGAUGAUGAUCACUCAGAAGAACGCAAAAAAAAGAUGUCGUUCUUUAACUACUGGAACGCAGCCCUUUGUGCUGGAGUUUUGCUCGGUGUAACUGUCAUAGUCUAUGUGCAAGAUCAAGUAGGUUGGGGUCAAGCAGAUAUGAUUCUCGCCAUUGUCAUGGCUUGUUCAAUUGUGAUCUUCAUCAUCGGUAGGCCAUUUUAUCGAUAUCAAAAGCCGGGAAGCCCAUUAAAGCCAAUGGUUCAAGUUUGUGUUGCAGCCUUUGCCAAGAGAAAUCUACCUUACCCUUCUAACCCAGAUGAGUUGCAUGAGGUGUCCAAAUCAGAAAAGGUUCAAGAAAGGCUACUUUGCCACACAGAAACCUUCAAGUUUCUUGAUAAAGCCGCGAUAAUAGACGAACAAGAUUACUCCGACGACAAACAGCACAAUCCAUGGAGACUAUCGACCGUAACAAGGGUAGAGGAAAUGAAGCUACUUUUGAACAUGAUCCCAAUUUGGCUAACUUCACUACCAUUCGGUAUAUGUGUAGCACAAACCACAACAUUCUUCAUCAAACAAGGCGCAUUAAUGAAUCGUGAGAUCACACAAUCAUUCAUCCUCCCACCAGCCUCAAUCUUUAGCCUAACUGCCUGCGGAAUGAUCCUUUCGGUAACAGUUUAUGAUAGAAUCCUAGUCCCCUUAUCAAGAAGAAUAACCCGAACCGAAAGAGGGAUCACUAUUCUUCAAAGAAUAGGAAUUGGAAUGGUGUUCUCCGUCACAACAAUGAUCAUUUCCGCCAUUGUUGAAAAGAAGCGGCUAACGGUUGUGCAAAACAGUUCUUUACAUAACUCGGCCACAAUGAGCGUGUUCUGGUUAGCACCACAGUUCAUAAUUAUUGGAAUUGCAGAUGGGUUCACUUUGGUUGGACUUCAAGAAUACUUCUAUGAUCAAGUCCCUGAUUCAUUGAGAAGCUUAGGAAUUGCAUUGUACCUAAGCGUGAUCGGGGCUGCAAACUUCUUGAGUAGUUUCUUGAUCACGAUUGUUGAUCACGUGACUACGAAAGUAUCAGGAACGAGCUGGUUUGGAAAAAAUUUGAACAGCAGCCGUCUUGACCACUUCUAUCUACUCCUGGCUGUGAUCACUGCGUCGAAUUUGUGUGUGUAUGUGUUUUUAACUAGUCGGUACUCGUAUAAGAAUGUGCAGAGGAAGACUCAGGUGGCCGUGGCCGAUUGCUACCAAGCUGAAGACCAUAGCACAAGAGGUUGAUACAAAUUAAGUUGCAGUCGUUUACUGUAUAAUUCUAUAUAGUUUGGUAUUUUCUAAUGGAUCCAUCUUAUUAAAAAAAAAAAAAAAAAAAGAUUGUUAUCGUAGCCAUGCAGUGGAGUGUAAGACAAGCUUUACUAGCUUUACUAGUAUGUUAUAUAUAUAAAUAAAUCAUCUGUUUUUCAUCUU